Messenger RNA from Haliotis rufescens (red abalone), 1572 nucleotides. Its product is annotated as alkaline phosphatase-like. Gene Ontology annotation, molecular function: alkaline phosphatase activity. The record is from RefSeq and is a predicted model, not a curated record. The transcript is spliced from 10 exons. Lineage: Eukaryota; Metazoa; Mollusca; Gastropoda; Lepetellida; Haliotidae. Gene Ontology annotation, biological process: dephosphorylation. The coding region runs from base 1 to 1512 and encodes 503 amino acids.
AUGGCCGAACACCCGAAAACGGAGUGGCAAAAUGUGGCACAGGCGGAGCUGGAAGCAGCGUUGAAGGUAACGAAAAACACCAACGUCGCCAAGAACGUCAUCUUGUUCAUCGGAGAUGGAAUGGGACUGCCCUCGGUGACCGCUGGUCGGAUUCUGAAGGCCCAGGAAACCAACAGGAGAGGUCAACAACCCCUCUUCUCUUUCGAGAAAUUUCCAGCUGUUGGCCUGUCAAAGACGUACAACAAUGACCGCCAGACGGCAGGUUCGGCCAGCACGGGCACCGCCUACUUGUGCGGGGUCAAGGCCAACUAUGGCACCAUUGGCGUCUCCCCCGCCGUCAAAAGGAAAGACUGCGAGGCUUCUAAGACAGUGGAAGGAAAACUAUCGUCUAUUCACAAAUGGUCCAAAGAAGCGGGGAAGUCUGUGGGGUUCGUGACGACAGCCCGGGUCACCCACGCCUCCCCAGCCGCCGGAUACGCCAACUCGGCCGACCGCAACUGGGAGGGGACGACGGAAGUUGCUGAAGGUUGCAAGGAUAUUGCGGCGCAGCUUUUCGAUAACGUUGACUUCGAUGUAAUUAUGGGUGGCGGCCGCCGCUACAUCCUGAUGGACAACCAGACCGACCCGGAAACUAACACCAGACACAGUAAACAGAGGACUGAUGGCAGAGACCUCAUCAAGGAAUGGAAGGAGAAGAAACAGAAUGCUGGGAAGAAAGCUGAAUAUGUGUUCAACAAGGGACAGUUCGACGCCGUCAACCCUGCCAACACAGACUCUCUACUGGGUUUAUUUGCUCCGAGCCACAUGUCAUAUGACCUUGAGAGGGACACGACUGCAGCCGGGGAGCCAUCAAUUGCGGAGAUGACCAGAAAAGCCAUUCAGAUUCUCAAGAAAAACGACAAGGGUUUCUUUCUGUUUGUGGAAGGUGCACGUAUUGACCACGGUCACCACAACAACUCGGCCAAGAGGGCGCUGUACGACGUGUUGUCCCUGGAUGCGGCUGUGGCAGCUGCAAUGGAGGAGACGGAUGAAGCCGACACCCUGAUUGUCGUCUCAGCCGACCACUCCCACGUCUUCGGCAUUGCUGGCUACCCGUCGAGGGAGAAUGAUAUUUUCGGGCUGGUGGAUAUUGUCCCAGAGGAUGAAAAACCUUAUGACAAGAUGCCGUACACCACCCUCUUCUACGGCAACGGCCCGGGCCCAGACCGCGCCAACCUCACCGACGUGGAUACAACUCACAUUGACUUCCAACAGCCAAGUGGUAUCCGAAUGACAGAUGACACACAUGGGGCUGAAGACGUUGCAAUAUACGCACGUGGUCCGAUGUCGCACCUGUUUCACGGAGUGCACGAGGAGCAUUACAUAGCCCACGUGAUGGGGUAUGCCUCGUGCGUUGGCAUGAACAAGAAACACUGCUCAGAGAAUCGCGAGUCGACCACGUGUGCAGGCAAUGGGCUUACGUCCAGUUUUGCUGUGAUUGUGUUCAUAUUAGCUGUAUUCUUUAAUAAGUAAAUUGCUAUAUUGUAUUAUGUCCUUUAGAGUUAGCUAAUGAUCAAACAAAACCGGAUAAUA